Molecule: messenger RNA, 789 nt
Organism: Macrosiphum euphorbiae (potato aphid)
Lineage: Eukaryota; Metazoa; Arthropoda; Insecta; Hemiptera; Aphididae
Source: the annotation of a GenBank genome assembly
AUGUCUGAGCUGUACAAAGAUAUUCUAUUUUCAUUCGUUAGGAAAAUUCCGAACCCGUUUACGUACAAUCCUAAUGACGAAUCCCAAUAUUUACCACUCAAGAGUAUUUAUUUGGGUGCAUCAAUGUUUUUAUUAACACAAAAUAAAAAUAUUGAUGAACAGAUGCUUUUAGAUGUGUUAAAGCGAUGCAGACUGUUUUUAAUAGAAAUUUGCAUAGAAAUCAAAUUACGGUUUGAUUUUAGUGAUAAAAUCUUAUCUUCACUUAUUUAUAUUUCACCUAAAAAUAUAUUUAGCCAAGAGCAUUCAAAUACUCUAUUAAAUUUCGUUAUAUUAUUCCCAAGAAUAUGUAAUGAUGAAAUUCAGAUGCAAGUCAUUGAUGAUGAAUGGCGAAAAUUAAAUUCUUACUUUGAUUUAGACAUAAUUAAUAUACUGAAAAAUAAAAAUGUUGAUAUGUUUUGGUUAGAUCUUUAUUUGUAUGAAGAAAAUGGGGAGAAGCUGUUUUCUAAUCUUUCAGCAUUUGUUCUAAAUAUUUUGUCAUUACCACAGUCAAAUUGUGUUUGUGAACGACUGUUUUCCAAAGUUAACUUAAUUAAAACUAAAUUACGAAAUAAAUUAAUGACUAAUACAAUAAAUGGCUUAAUAAACACUAGUGAAUGUGUAAAAAUCACUACAUGUGUUAAAUUCCAACCAACUAAAACCAUGUAUGCAAGCAUGAAUAAUGAAAUGUAUGAUUUUUCAAAAGAUGAAUUGAACAGUGAAAUAUUUAUUGACGAAAUUGUUUUUGAAUAA